AUGAGCCGGCGGCUGGAGUCUGGUCACCCGGGCCCCAGAGAUCCGUCAACUCCCCGGGAUCGCAAUGGCUAUUGGGACCGAUCCACGCCACGAGAGAGAUCCCGUCCGAAUGGUCGGCCACCGACAAAAUCUCCAGGAAGCUCGUCUCGGAUCUGCAAGAAGUGCGGCGAACCACUGACUGGCCAGUUCGUACGGGCUUUGCAAGCAACAUAUCAUCUCGAGUGUUUCAAGUGCGAGGACUGCGGCCAAAUCGUGGCAUCGAAAUUCUUCCCUGUUGAUGCCGAAGACGGUAGUGGUCAAUACCCCUUAUGUGAAACGGACUACUUUCGGCGAUUAGAUCUUCUAUGCCAUGAAUGUGGUGGUGCCCUGCGUGGGUCGUAUAUUACGGCCCUGGAACGCAAGUAUCACAUUGAACACUUCACCUGUUCUGUUUGUCCCACUGUUUUUGGUGCACAAGACUCAUACUACGAGCAUGAAGGGAAAGUUUAUUGUCAUUUUCACUAUUCCACACAGUUUGCACAACGAUGCCAUGGUUGCCAUACAGCAAUCCUGAAACAAUUCGUGGAGAUCUUCCGCAACGGACAGAAUCAGCAUUGGCACCCUGAGUGCUACAUGAUUCACAAGUUCUGGAAUGUCCGUUUGGCCCCGACCGGCCAGCCUCUUGAAACCCCGGAAGUCGAGACGGACGCGACGGAUGAGGAGCGCAAUAGGGUGCGUGAAGAGGAGGACAUAAUGGAAGAAAAGGUGUAUAAAAUAUGGAGCAUCCUAUCCAGCUUCGAGGAAUCAUCCGCAGCCUGCAUUUCAGAUAUGCUCCUUCAUGUUAGCAAUGGCACAUAUCUGGAUGGUGUCCUUGUCGCCAAGAGGUUCAUUGGCCAUGUUGAUAUUCUGUUCUCGGCUAUCGAUCAGCUUGCGGGACAUAUCAAGGAACAGGGCAUGAAAGACCUGGCAUAUGGACGUGAAGCAAAGCUUCUGUGCAAGAAAAUUGUUGCGUUCUUCGCACUACUCUCGAAAACCCAGGAAACUGGUGUCCGCAAACUCGGCGUCACUCAGGAGCUCCUGUCUUUGGUCACCGGCCUUGCGCAUUACCUGAAGUUGCUAAUCCGCAUUGGCUUGCAAGGAGCCCUCAAGCUUGAGAGAGAGCAGCAAGCUUCUCAAGGCCUUCAUCAUUUCCUAGACCAUUUGGGAGACUUGGAGACACUCAGGCCACCUGAAGAAGAGACGCUUGCUGAUCUAAUGACCGGUGUCGACACACUGGCUGAUCAACUUUCCGAUUGUUGUGCGGCCUGCAAAGAGCCUAUCGAUGACGAAUGUGUCAUGCUGGGUGAUAGCAGGUGGCAUAUAAAGCCACCUCAUCUCACCUGUGCGUCAUGCCAGAAGGAGUUGUCCCAUACUCUCCAGGAUGCCCUGUGGAAUCCCAAGGAGAAGCAGUCCUUCUGUAGCGAUUGCGGUUCUCAGAAAGGACUUAUGCACGACGUACAAGGGGGUUUUACACAUAUCACGAAACUCCAGCAAUUUGUCUUUCUCCUCAAGGUCGCUCUUGCGCGACUUCUUGCUGUUCUCAGAGCGGGCGGAAGUCUCGGUUCUGGCGACGCUUCCCCCCCACAAGAUGGCAACGAAAGUGGUCGCAUCCCUCCUGGCGGCGAAAUGCGCCGAUCUGCCACAAGAUCCAAAUCGUACGCAAACGCUACUAGGAGCCCUCAAGAGGGGUCUUCACUUGAACAAACUGUCGGCGAAAUGCGGCGUCUACGAUCCAUCCGGAAUGAGCGUACCCUCUCAACUACUUACAAGAAGGCCCGGGCGUCUCGCAUUAUCGACGGCCCCGAAGGCCGUAGCGUACGACCUGGUUCAUCGGGCGGCGACGGAUCAGACCCACGGGGUCAUGGCUUCCAGAUUGUAGAGGAAAGAGAUGCCAACGGGGAAACGGUCACCGAGCUGACAUUUGGCAACCAGGAUGCAUUGACAUUGGAUGACAUACCCAGAAUUGUUGCUGCCGAGCAAGCUAAAGAGCAGCGUCCCAACGCCUACAAGCACGCCGGGACCAAGUUGGUUGGAACCACUGAACCACUUCCCAAAUACAAUCAUGGCCAUCAGCGUGGCGUAUCCGGAGCAGGUCUUGACCAGCACAUUAUCGAACAAGGUGGCAGGACAAAGAAGUAUUUCUCUGAGCUUUCUGCUUUGGAAUACUUUAUUGUGCGGCACGUUGCUGUCUUGUCCAUGGAGCCUUUGUUGAGUGAAUAUUUCACGCUAGAGGAAUUACUCUCCUUGAUCGAAUCACGAAAGCCUACCAUAUGGAAUAUCUUUGGCCGCGCCUUCAACAAAGAAGGCAAGAAGGUUGGAAAGAAGAAAGGCGUGUUCGGGGUAAACCUGGAUUUCCUUGUUGAAAGAGAGGGCACUGAAUCUAGUCAUGGUGUGGGUCCAGGACAACUUCGUAUUCCAGCCUUGGUUGAUGACGCUGUAUCCGCCAUGCGCCAAAUGGAUAUGUCCGUGGAGGGUGUUUUCCGAAAGAACGGCAAUAUCAGGCGCCUGAAAGACAUCUCUGAAAUGAUCGACAACAAAUAUGAACAGGUGGACAUGACGAAGGAGAAUCCUGUCCAGAUUGCCGCGCUGUUGAAGAAGUUUCUCCGCGAGAUGCCCGAUCCUCUCCUUACAUUCAAGCUCCAUCGUCUGUUUGUUGUUUCACAAAAAUUACCCGACCCUGAGAAGCAAAAACGUGUAUUGCAUCUUACAUGCUGCCUUCUUCCCAAGGCUCAUCGGGAUACUAUGGAAGUACUUUUUGCCUUCCUUAACUGGACGUCAUCUUUCUCGCACGUUGAUGAGGAGUCCGGUAGUAAGAUGGACAUACACAACCUCGCGACAGUAAUGACACCCAAUAUUCUCUACCCCAAUGCGAAAAAUAGCACGGUGGAUGAGAGUUUCCUGGCAAUCGAAGCCGUUAAUUGCCUGAUUACAUACAAUGAUACAAUGUGCGAGAUACCCGAGGAUCUGCAGUCGGUCCUUAGCGACACAACAUUCUUCAAGGAAAACACCGAAGUCACAACUAAGGAAAUACUUAGACGCUACGGCGAUAUCGCGCGCGGAAGCUUCUCCCCCAAGGCGAGCAAUGGUGGCGAAACCGUUACAAUUACGAAUUCGAACCGCGCUGCCAAUAUCCCUACUUCUGCCCGUAUCGAGACAGAUCCCUCCCAAGACACGGCAUGGCAGAUGCAAAGCUCAGUUCGCCAUGUUCAAAGCCCUGGUGGGCAUCAGCAUUCGACCAGUGGUACUCCACAAGCUGGUACAGAACUGGCCCCUACAGCUUCCAAUGACUAUCGCGAAAGAAGCACCAGUAAUGGCAGUCAGCAGAACCCUAUGCAAGCCGAAGGACAGUCUCAGCCAAUGCCAUACAGGGCUCGUCCAGGAGCUGGGCCCAUGGGGGUUGCUGGCUAA
This is a messenger RNA of Aspergillus niger, 3426 nucleotides long. RefSeq lists its product as uncharacterized. Bases 1 to 3426 code for a protein of 1141 amino acids. The transcript has 6 exons. The record is from RefSeq and is a predicted model, not a curated record. Gene Ontology annotation, cellular component: cytoplasm. Gene Ontology annotation, biological process: signal transduction; actin cytoskeleton organization. Lineage: Eukaryota; Fungi; Ascomycota; Eurotiomycetes; Eurotiales; Aspergillaceae.